Messenger RNA from Darwinula stevensoni, 436 nucleotides. Lineage: Eukaryota; Metazoa; Arthropoda; Ostracoda; Podocopida; Darwinulidae. The record is from the annotation of a GenBank genome assembly.
CUCGACCCGAAGCUUCGUUCCUCGAUCCGCAAGCCUUAACCUCACUGUCCAUCUAUUUGGGGAGUCUGUGAAUCUGUUGGAUGUCGGAGGACGUGUGGAGGGGCUGGAGCCUCUGCUCGAAAAGUUCUUUGGUCCUGAUGGAGCCAUGCCGGAAGAGAAGGUCGCCGAAGCUCUGCAAGCCUUCAGGUUCAAGAGGGACACAGCCGAUGACAUCUACAAGGCAGCUGACGACGACAGCCCCAAAGGAUCUGCAUUUCUCAGAGUGUUCGGAAACGAAAUCGCCUACGGCCGAUUCGAGGAUAUGGAAGAUCUGAGCAACAAGAUGACCGGACUCAACCCCUUCGGAGUCCUUCACAUGCUGACCAGUGGCCAGGACAUGGACGUGACCAAGCACAUGCGAUUCCUCAACAUCCACCUCACCAUCCCCUUGGGCAAC